GCCCGCUCUCGGCGCGUCCCUGCAGCCCUCGGAUUCCUGCAGCCGGCCUGGGGCGCGCUCGGUCGCUCCGAGAAGUGUCCCCAUUGCGGCCCCCGGACGAUGGCCACCAAGAUCGACAAAGAGGCUUGCCGGGAGGCGUACAACCUGGUGCGCGACGACGGCUCGGCGGUGAUCUGGGUGACUUUUAAAUAUGACGGCUCCACCAUCGUCCCCGGCGAGCAGGGAGCGGAAUACUCGCAGUUCAUCCAACAGUGCACAGAUGACGUGCGGUUGUUCGCCUUCGUGCGCUUCACCACCGGGGACGCCAUGAGCAAGAGGUCCAAGUUCGCCCUCAUCACGUGGAUCGGGGAGAACGUCAGCGGGCUGCAGCGGGCCAAAACCGGGACGGACAAGACCCUGGUGAAGGAGGUCGUCCAGAAUUUCGCUAAAGAGUUUGUGAUCAGCGAUCGGAAGGAGCUGGAGGAAGAUUUCAUCAAGAGUGAGCUGAAGAAGGCAGGGGGAGCCAAUUACGACGCCCAGACGGAGUAACCCCGCUGCCCCCGCCCCUGCCAAAGCCAUCUGCCUGCUCCCCGGGGGAGGGGACCCGGCCUCAGCCACCAGCCCACCCGCCCACCAGGGAGAGGAGAAGGGAUGAGAGGCAACACCCACUCCCCGCAUCUGCAGCCCCGACUCCCUCCUUCCCUCAGGCCUGCUGUGUCCCGUCUCACGGAGCUCAUGGGCCAUCUUUCUUUGAUCCUUUUCUUUCCAUCCCUUUUUUGUUCUAAAGAAAAAUCAUUUUGAUGCCCAGGUCAUGCGCGUCAUUAGAGCUGAGGGGCCUCGCGCGGCGACACCUUUCCUCGCAUUUCUCUCCUGCUCGGUGUGGCCUGCCUAGACCAUCCCCCAUGGCCUCCCGCUGCUUGCAGAGCCUGGGCUGGUGCCGCUGUCUUGAUUUUCUCUGGCAUGCCCUCCACUUGCCACUCGGGCAGCCAUGCCGCUAGCCGGGCCCAUAAACGGCACCCUCACAAGCACACGCGCUCAUCCGGGAGUCUGCAGGCCCCUGCCCCAGCCCCACUCGAUGUGCC
Molecule: messenger RNA, 1061 nt
Organism: Tupaia belangeri chinensis (Chinese tree shrew)
Lineage: Eukaryota; Metazoa; Chordata; Mammalia; Scandentia; Tupaiidae
Gene: COTL1
Product: coactosin like F-actin binding protein 1
Exons: 4
Coding region: 100-528 (142 amino acids)
Biological process (GO): regulation of actin filament polymerization
Cellular component (GO): cortical actin cytoskeleton; actin filament; site of polarized growth
Molecular function (GO): actin filament binding
Source: RefSeq, a predicted model, not a curated record